ACGACGUGGCUCCUUGCCCGAGACUCGUUCAAGUCGGGACAAUGCAACUGUGGAGCGGAGCGACGCAGGGGCCAAUACACUAAUAAUGCCCCAAUCUCUCGUUCGCUUCAUGGUUGCACUUAAAAACGCGACUUCGUUCAGGCACGGGGCAACGGCUGCAGGCGUCGGUGGAGCCCAGACCCUGAACCCCAGCUUUGGAUGCGAACUUCAGUUAAGUUUGACGCCUCUGGGCUGCUGCUACCCUUUCGACACUCCUCGACAACCUUCAACGAUCCGUCGUUCAACAACUCGCUAUUUACUGCGAUCUAAAGUCCGACCUCCUCGCCGCCAUCAACGUUCGCUUGCAUAUCCCUUGAAUAUGCCUUCGGUCGCCCAGGAAUCACCGACCGUUCAGUCCUCCAAGAAGCGGAGGCGGGACGAUAACGAUCACCAGAUGCACCCUGCCCAAAACAGCCCCCGUGGAAUGUACGCAGACAAGACCUUCCACCAUGGCGAUUUCUUCCAUCCCUCAACUCCCUUGGCAGCUCGCAAAAGCCUUGCCCUCCCACUCGGAAAGCGGCCGCGCGCAGCUGUGGAAGCAGAUUUCGAAGCAGACGGCGAAUUGAUGCGACAUCUUCCGUACUAUUCUCCUUCCAGAGAAUUCCGACAAGAGGAACAACACCACCCGCACCAAGACUAUGCGCAAGCCGAGCAACGAACUCGCAGCGAGAAAAUCUCCACCACAACAUCAUCAGGGACCUCGAGCCACACCUCCUCCGCACUUCUCAUGAGUCGUUGCCACAUCUGCUCCCGCAAACCCAACAAGAAAUCCGAUCUUGAUUCCUUCGCCGACUGCCAAGGGUGCGGCCAGCGCACAUGCUACGUAUGCAUUCGCGAGUGUCUCGGCUGGGGACUCGGUAGCGGUGCUCCCACAGGCAGUGUACAGACACAGACAGAACCUUCGUAUCAGUUAGCGGCCACGCUGUCGACGACAUCAGCAACAGGGACACCUGUGGAGGAAGGGGAGGCAUCCUUUACGAUGCUCGACGCAGAUGACAAAGACCAGCAACAACAACCGCAACACGCCCAGAGCGAGGGCGGAACUUUACCAGCACAGGAACAAGGGUGGAUGACAGGCUCGAAGCACAGGCAGGUUGUCUGCAGUCGGUGCUGUGUCGAAAGGGGAGAGGACGGCGAAGUGGUAUGCUUGGGGUGUUUGCCGUUCGUUGAGGGCUGAACGAAAGAGGACCUGUUGUUCCAUGACAAAAACCUGUUGGUUUGCAUGGAUGAGCUCACGCGGCGUCCUCUGUGGAGAGAUAUCGGAUUGCCUGUCCCCCCCCCGAGGGCGACUUUCCAACCUCCAUCGACGACACUGGCCCCCCAUUAACAGUCUGAACGGCUUCGUUGGGGUGGCCUACGAUAAGGACAGGGAUCCUCGUGGCCGAUCAAAGCACCGCCCGGAUACAAGUACGGAGGGGGCGGGCCGAGAGAACGCCUUAAUUGGAGAGGAGAAACGUCUUCAAUCACCUUUCCAAAGACCGAGCCGAGGACAUCAACGCCUUCAGAGGUAGAAGAUGCGACGAGAAGAUACCAAAAGUGGCAACCGAAAGGAAAACAAGGCCAAGGAAGCGGGACGGAUCUCGGGUUGGUGAAUUGGGCAAGUCACAGACCGAGGAU
Thermothelomyces thermophilus ATCC 42464 is the source of this 1656-nucleotide messenger RNA. RefSeq lists its product as uncharacterized. The record is from RefSeq and is a predicted model, not a curated record. Bases 359 to 1216 code for a protein of 285 amino acids. Lineage: Eukaryota; Fungi; Ascomycota; Sordariomycetes; Sordariales; Chaetomiaceae. The transcript has 2 exons.